CUUUAAUUAACGCCCUUUCCACUUCACUCACUCACAUCACGCUCUUCGCAUUCUCUGCCACCUUCUAAAUUCUCUCUCUCGUUUUGAUUUUCUCUGCAGCGCAACCGCACCAACCACCUCCAUGGCGACGAAUGCGGCCACCGGAGCGACGUCACAAUCCGUGCGCUCUCUCCGUCCUCACCUGAAUCAGAGACUGGCUUUCAAUUCAACUGCUGGCCCUGCCUUAAUUUCAAGCUAUGGGAGAAGGAACCUUUCUCUUACCUCAAAGCCAUACUCAAUUCGACUUAGGGUUGCCUGCGCUGCUAAACCACAGACAGUUGAAAAGGUGUGCAAAAUAGUAAAGAAUCAAUUGGCUUUACCAGAUGACUCUAAUGUUACUGGCGAAUCGAAAUUUGCAGCUCUUGGAGCUGAUUCACUAGACACGGUUGAGAUUGUGAUGGGACUCGAGGAAGAAUUUGGUAUCAGCGUUGAAGAGGAGAGUGCGCAGAGCAUCUCAACAGUUCAAGACGCUGCCGAUCUUAUUGAGGAGAUCAUUAGUAAACAGAAUCCUUAAACUAAAAUGUACCCGAUGGAAAACGUCUUUGGUGGACAUGCAUUGUUAUCCAUAUUAGAUAUUAGUGUGGAGUAGUCAAGUGUUGAAUGUUUUUAUUUGCAUGUUCUGCUUUUUCCUAGUUUCAUUGGUCUAGUAAGAAAAACAAGUUAGCCGAGCCACUUGUUUGGUGGGAAAUUUAUGUGAAUGGUGUGUGUGUAUUUACAUUAGGUAGGACUUAUGAAAGUAUGUUAAUUAAUGGUAUUCAAUGUUAUUGAGCAGCAGCUGCCAUCACAUAAAAUUGCUGCACAACAAUCAGCAUUCAGCACCGGUAAUUGCAGCAUUUCCAAUUAUCUUC
Lotus japonicus is the source of this 887-nucleotide messenger RNA. Its product is annotated as acyl carrier protein 1, chloroplastic-like. The record is from RefSeq and is a predicted model, not a curated record. The coding region runs from base 122 to 553 and encodes 143 amino acids. Gene Ontology annotation, biological process: fatty acid biosynthetic process. Gene Ontology annotation, molecular function: acyl carrier activity; phosphopantetheine binding. Lineage: Eukaryota; Viridiplantae; Streptophyta; Magnoliopsida; Fabales; Fabaceae. The transcript is spliced from 4 exons.